CAGGAGCGUCAAGCGGCGUAUCAGCAGGCGCGCGAGCGUAUAUUCGGUAAAUUCAAUCCGGACGAGGAGGUGGAGACUGAGGCCGAUCUAGGGCCAACGCUUGUGCCGUUGCCGCCAACAACGGUGAAUUCGCCAAUAGCUGGCAUUGUGCCAACACCUCGAAUGCCCGCCUACUCGGCUGGCACGGUGCCAAUUCCACGACCGCGCGCUCCAAUGGCCGCAUUGCGCACCAUACGUGCGCCACACUUUCAACCGAUACCUGCCAGUCAAGGCAUAGUCUACACGCUCCCGCCUCCGAUGGGUAUCUAUGCGGGCGCAGUUUGCCCGGGUAUGGGCGCCACCUCGCAGCAGCCGCAGCAACAGCAGUCCCAACCGCACGCCUAUCAGGCGCCGUCGGGAAUGGGUGCCACUGGGCUCCCGCUUGGCGGGCAACGUCUACCCACUCCGCAUCAUCCGAUUGGCGCAAGUGCGGCAGCGGCGGCGGCGGCGGCCGUACACCACCCGGUCAUAUCGCACCCGCCCUUGCCACCUCAUGCCCAGCAUAUGUCCACCUCAUAUCAACCGCCAAUCGCGCUCCCGUUGGGCGCGCCCAGUGGCACUACGCGUCUUCCAGGUCCCCCAAUCGGCCAGGUGAAUGCCACGGGCAUUUCGGCCGGGUGCCCACCACCACCACCACCACCAUCGCUGGUGCCCAAUUCCGCCGCCGCAGUGCUGACUAUGAAUUGUCCGGCGGAUCCAAUGCGGACGUCUCGCGCCGGCGCCGCUGCCGCUGGCGCCGCCACGCAGCCGCAGUCGCAUCAGCCGGUGCCCUUCUAUGACGCACGCGUACCG
This is a messenger RNA of Anisakis simplex (herring worm), 831 nucleotides long. The record is from the annotation of a GenBank genome assembly. NCBI's taxonomy places the organism in Eukaryota, Metazoa, Nematoda, Chromadorea, Rhabditida, Anisakidae.